AUUAAGAUAUUCCCCUUGCGCUAAAAAUAGAAGUGAUCGAACGACUAGCUCAAUAGUUCCAGCGUGUAUCGGGGACCGUCAUAUAUAUACAAACGAUCGUAGCUACAGCUCUUUAAAUUACAGAAGUUUGACAAAAUGGACAGUGAUUAUGUAUUCAAGAUUUUGCUCAUUGGCGAUUCCGGAGUAGGUAAAUCGAGUUUGAUGCUAAAUUUUACGGAUGAAUGUUUCACUGAGACAUAUAUAAGUACAAUCGGCGUAGAUUUUAAAAUCCGGACACUAGAAGUUGACGGGAAAACGGUGCGUCUACAAAUUUGGGAUACUGCAGGCCAGGAAAGAUUCAAAACCAUUACAACAGCUUACUACAGAAACGCCAAUGGAAUCUUGAUAAUCUACGACAUCACUGACAAAGAUUCUUUCAAAAACGUCUCCAAAUGGCUGGAAGAUAUUGAUCAUUACUCCAAUGAAAAGGUUUACAAAGUUUUGGUGGGAAACAAAGCCGAUUUACACCCAAAGAGAGCGGUAGAUUACGCCGAAGCUAAGAACUUUGCAGAUACACACAACAUUUCUUUAAUGGAAACAAGUGCCAAAACUUCCAACAAUGUGGAACAACUAUUUGCGACUCUAGCGUCUGACCUCAAGCAUGCCAGUGAAAAUGGCCACAUAAAGGAUGACACGCCCACCAUAACAAUCAAUGCAGGGGGUUCUCACAAAAAGCAAGGAUGCUUCUGUAGUUAAACUAAAAUCCACAAAAACGUCCAUUCUUAACAUUCCAGUGUUUGUUUUCUGCCAGAAGAAACUUACAGAUGUUCCCUCAAUGAUGAACAUAAAGCGCUUUGUUUAGAAUCUUAAAAAUUCUUGUCCGUCUUUUUGUAUUGCUACAAUUUGAAAUAUUCUUGUAUUUUGUUUUUUGUUCCCUGUUUUUCUGAUGACUCCACUUCAAUGAUAUUCAAUGUUCAUUUAACUUUGAAAAUAAUGACUGCAAUAGCAAAAAAAAAGUUACUUCUUGCAGACUUUGACAAGAAGCAUCAAUUACAAUGCUGUGAUACAUAUUUUAUAAUCAUUUCAUUAUGUGCAAUAUCUCUGAGUAUGUUACAUGUACAUAUAUCAUAUUUCAUAAUAUACGAUUGGUUGCGAUCUUAUUCUACAAGUUGUGUGCUUUACAUUCUUUGUCCUUUGCAAAGAUGUUAAUUACAGCACCCAAUUAAAAAAAAGUCAUUCAAUAUCAUAUUUAUUUUGUACACCAUUUUUUGUACUUUUGUAAAAUGAAAUCACAAGCCAUUUGACAACAGUGUACCGGUAAUGGUAGAAAACUAUCAUAUGAAUGAAAGCCAAGACAAAGUCUAGGCAGACAUGUGAUACAAUAUUUUGAUACAUUUGCUUUGAAACGAAUUUACUGAAAUAAAAUGUUACAGAGAA
Magallana angulata is the source of this 1416-nucleotide messenger RNA. RefSeq names its product ras-related protein Rab-1A-like. NCBI's taxonomy places the organism in Eukaryota, Metazoa, Mollusca, Bivalvia, Ostreida, Ostreidae. Gene Ontology annotation, molecular function: GTP binding; GTPase activity. Bases 136 to 735 code for a protein of 199 amino acids. The transcript is spliced from 7 exons. The record is from RefSeq and is a predicted model, not a curated record.